Messenger RNA from Zasmidium cellare ATCC 36951, 1911 nucleotides. Its product is annotated as glycoside hydrolase family 32 protein. NCBI's taxonomy places the organism in Eukaryota, Fungi, Ascomycota, Dothideomycetes, Mycosphaerellales, Mycosphaerellaceae. The transcript has a single exon. The record is from RefSeq and is a predicted model, not a curated record. Gene Ontology annotation, biological process: sucrose catabolic process. Gene Ontology annotation, molecular function: sucrose alpha-glucosidase activity. Bases 1 to 1911 code for a protein of 636 amino acids.
AUGGCGAAUCUAAGCUGCAGCAACUCAUCUGGAGAGUUGACUCCAACGAGCUCUCUCGAAUCCAGCACCGCUCCGUCUUCACCUCCCGCUUGGAACCGCCCAACCCCGACUUUCAAGCAAGAACAGCUCAGCAGAGAAGAACGGUUCUCAAGAUGGCGGCCAAAGUACCAUUUGAUGGCAAAGGAAGGCUGGAUGAAUGACCCUUGUGCUCCUGGCUACGAUCCUGCAACUGGGCUAUAUCACCUAUCCUUCCAGUGGAAUCCAAACGGCACCGAUUGGGGAGACAUUGCUUGGGGAUCCGCGACUUCUCCAGAUAUGAUCCAUUGGAAUCUAAGAGAUCAGCCUUGUCUCUCGCCUGAGACAUCUUACGAUAACAAAGGCGUAUUCACUGGUUGCUUUAUCAAAGCUCGAGAUGAAUCGAUCACGUAUGUGUAUACAUCUGUCAACCAUCUACCUAUACAUCACACUCUGCCGCACACGAAAGGCUCGGAGUCUUUGAGCCUCGCAAAGUCCCACGAUGGCGGGAAGACUUUCGAGAAGAUAGCUGGGAAUCCGGUCCUUCCAUCUGAACCUGCGGGGCUUGAUGUGACGGGCUGGCGAGAUCCCUAUGUAUCUGCCUGGCCCAGCAUGGCAAAGUUUCUCGGCUACAACGAGGACGACACUUUGUUCGGCAUCAUUUCUGGUGGCAUCAGGGAUGUGACACCGACCACUUUCCUAUAUGCAAUCGACGCAAACGACCUGACGCAGUGGCAAUACCUAGGCCCACUCGCCAACUUCGGGCACAACUUGAGACCUUCACGGUGGUCUGGUGACCUGGGCAAGAACUGGGAAGUGACAAACUUCACUACAGUUCAUGACAGCAACGACUCAAGAAUACGUCGGGAUUUCCUGAUAAUGGGAACCGAAGGUUGCAUACCAGAGCGGCGUCCAUCAGCAGCAGACCCAGCGUCGUUGAACCCUUCUCGUCCUGCUCGUGGCCAGUUAUGGAUGUCAGGCAUGCUACAGAAACCUUCAAAGCCCUCUAAUGGUCCCGUCAACUUGACCUAUAGCUUUGGUGGCCAUCUCGACCACGGAUGCUUGUACGCAGCCAGCUCCUUUCACGACCCUGUAUCUCAGAAACAAAUUGUCUGGGGCUGGAUCACGGAAGAAGAUCUUUGCGAUGAUUUUCGCCGUGCGCAGGGCUGGAGCGGCGUUCUGUCGAUGCCACGAGAGCUGCGAAUACAGACAUUCCGCCAUGUAGUAGGGGCGUCUGCAUCUUCGUUGGACUCCAUCACUUCGAUUGAAAGACAGAUAGACGAUCGAGGUGCAUACACCAUCCGCACCCUUGCGAUCCAGCCUUAUCAGCCCCUGACAAGUGCACUUCGCAAUGGCCCAUCUGUUUGUCGAGCGACGUUGGCGAGUACCGAGCUCAACUCUGGACCCUUCAAUCCGCGGUUCCGAGCAGGUGAUGUCCAGACAACGCAGUGGGAACUAGACUGUGUCUUCAAAGUCUCGAAGCGCACCCAACAUCUUGGAUUAAGCAUUGAUCACGCUGGUGACUACUCUCGCGCAACUACACUGUUGUUCGAUCAGGCCAGCGAGACCUUCGUGAUCAACAGGCCUGCCUUCCCGAUUCUCAACUCCUCCGAGUUCAUCAACAGCGAACCAGAGCGAGCUCCACACACUCUGUUCACAACACGGGAUCCUGUGACUGGGAAAGUGAGCACAGAGUACUUACACAUUCGUGCUUGGAGAGACAACUCCGUCCUUGAAGUGUUUGUUAAUGGCAGGACGGCUAUCACGACAAGGCUGUACGCUGCUGAAGAGACAUUUGGCAUGCGCUUCUUCGCAGACGAUCAUAUUGACGGCAUCGUUGACGUACCAAGCGAGUUGGUGUCUGCGACUAUCUGGGACAACAUUGGACUUACUUGA